CUGUUGAGGUUUCACAAUGGUGAAAACUUAGAACCAUGGUCAUAGCAAUCAACAAUUUGAUAUGAUAUAUUUUGACUGGUCAACCAUACUCAUACCACAGUAUGUAAGAUGGACGUUGGAGACUAUGUAGCCCAUAGGCCAUAUAUAAAGGUUUUAUUAUAGAUCCACGGCGCCAGUAGACGGCGCUGUUGACCAAAAGCUGUUCUCGUGCACCUCCAGAUCAGCCGAGGAAGUCCGUUGCGUAGAAACCAAACAAACAUCACGUAAUCUGUUAGCGUGUUUGGCUUUUUACACCGCAGCUCAUCACUGUCACUCGCUGUGCCAUUUUUCUCUAAUAUAAGAAGAGAUACGAAUAGAAAUACAUAUUUAAACCGUCCAGCAGAUUAACAUUUACAAUCGUAUUUGAAGCUUACAGUGGUUAGCAUUAGCUCUUAUUAGCUUUUUGGAUGAAGAUAAUAUUCUAAAACAGAAAAGGUAAUGGAAAUCUAAAGGAGAUCUAAGCACUAGUUACGUUUAGGCAUUUGUCUCAUUGUGAUCAGCGUGGAGGUAAAAGGAAAAUGACCUGUUUUCAUUCAUUUUGUCCCGCUCAAACCUCGGCUAAUCGUUUAGCUAGCUAAUACCUAUCCACAACAGCUGCUGCAGUCUUAAAUCCAGUUUUCUCAAAAGCUGCACCUGAACCCGCUGGAAAUGGCUCGAGAGGAGAGCAGCCACCCAGAUCUGGAUCCAACCAAGUACGAUGCGGCGGAAGCGGUGAAGAUCAUCUGUUUGGGAGAUAGCGCAGUGGGCAAAUCCAAACUCAUGGAAAGAUUUCUUCUGGAUGAGUAUCGACCUCAGCAGAUGUCCACGUAUGCGCUGACACUGUACAAGCACAAAGCCACUGUAGGAAACAAGACCGUGACAGUAGAUUUCUGGGAUACAGCAGGCCAGGAGAGGUUUCAGAGCAUGCAUCCUUCUUACUAUUACAAAGCACAUGCGUGUAUUAUGGUUUUUGACGUCCAAAGAAAGAUCACCUACAAAAACCUAAGCAAGUGGUACAAGGAGCUGCGAGAGUACAGACCAGAGAUCCCCUGUUGUGUAGUGGCCAAUAAGAUUGAUGCUGACAUGAAGGCAACUCAGAGAAGCUUUAACUUUGCAAAGAAACACGAUCUCCCUUCUUACUUCGUCUCAGCAGCGGACGGGACCAAUGUCGUCAAGAUGUUUCGAGACACGAUCAGAAGAGCAGUGGAGUACAAGCAGAACCCCACAGACUUUAUGGAUGAAGUGCUACAAGAACUGGAGAACUUUGACUUGGAUAAAACAGUGGAGGAUUCUGAAGCGGACGAUUAGAAUCCAGAAUCUGUGAAUGUGAAAAAUAUAGUUUAUAAAUAUAUUAUUUUUUGUAAAUCCUCGUACAUCUCGUGAACAUGUAUUUUCAGACAAGAUGGCGCUGUGAAUAGAUUUGUAAUAACCUGCCUUAGUCUGGCAUUGAACUGGUACAUUGUAAACUAAUUUAUAUGUUUUAUAUUUUAGUUUUUAUUUUUUAAAGCAAAAUGUGAAGCGUUGUAAAAGGGAACAUGUAAUUGUUCUUUUUUUUUUUGCUGCUAUCCUCGUGCGUAGGACUUUGAGAUGUCACCAGGGCGCUAUAUUUAUGUAGAAUCUGUGAAGUUGGCUCGACAGCACCAUUUUAUUCACAGUUUAAUAUUGGAUGUAAGCAGAUUGUGUUAUUGUGGAUUAUAGUGCUGACAUAUUCAUGGUACUCUUUAAAAGUACAUUUGUAUGCGAUGUUGUUAGGGGUGGGCGAUAUGCCAAAUCACGAUUUUCUUGGAGCCAGAUUGCAAUUUAAAGGAACCGUAUGUAAGAUUUAGAUUUAGAAUUCCAUAAACACAAGUGUCCCCAGAUAUGACGAUAUGAUAUGAUGUUCAAAUCAAAUGUCUCUUUUACAAAAACAAUUUUAAUGAUUUGGUCUUAAUUACAAAAAACUGGACAUCAUAGCCAAGUUGUUUAUGUUAUAAUUUUGUAUUUUGGUUCUCACAAUGGCUGUCCAAUCAGAAAGCAGAAUGAGCCUCACAGGACUCUCUCGUUUUUGUUGCCAGUUUCAAUGCUGAAAUCCAGUUAGUUUAAACCUAAAAUGGAUUUCUUUGAUCUGAAUCAUUGCUACCUAAACCUCGGCACCCGCAGCCAAUCAUGAGUCAGUGCUAGUGCAGCCUCUGCAGCUCAGAGAGGGAACUCUGGAGGUUCUGAGCUUUCCCAUGAAACAUGGUCUGCCCAUAUACUGAGAAUGAGAAAAACUGUAUGUGCCUCUAGAUGCAGAUUAAGGCACUGGGAAUCCAGGUUCAGUCAUGAUGAUUUCUUUUUUAAAACUGAAAGCCGGCUAUAUACAGUUCCUUUCAUUUUACACUCUUCAUAUAAAUGUCGUAUCUUCAGUAAAUACACAAUAUAAGGUAACCUUUUAAGGAGGGGCCACCACCAUUUGUCUCCAUGGAAAUGUUAUUCCUUUACUUUGAAUGUUCUGCAGUAUGGCAUUAAAACAACCUAUCCAUCUCCAUGGAGACAAGCAAGUGGCACCACCAGAGCACGUUACAGAUCUGUGGAGAGAGGCAACCCUGUUCACAGUAAGACUGCAUGUUUUUCAAGGCAUUUUUGUGCAAUAAAAAUACAUGUAUUGAAAUAAAAGUUUGAUAUAGAAAUGUUGACUGUAGAAUUUUCAUGGAAACAAGGUGGCAGAUCAGACCAGACUUUACGCCAUCUUUGUCUCCUGAAAGUUCACUUUAUUACAGUUAAACCCACCUGUAUUGUAUAAGUAUUGCUGAGGCUGGCCAUUUGAAAAAUUAGUUAAAGGACCUAUAUUAUGCAAAGUUUACUCUUGUGAGUUUUAUGCCACAUUAGAAUAUCAAUACCUUAUCAAAAACAUAACACAACUCCAGGUUUGUUUCAUUCACACCUUGCAUUUUGCACUGUCUGUAUCUCCAAAGCUCAAUGCUCUGUUCCACCUUGUGACGUCAUGAGCCGGUGGUUUAAAAAGCCACUUUUUACCUUUUGUUCAGUAGAGGUAAGCAAUUCCAAGGCUGAAAUUGUACAAAUGAUUCUAGUGAAGGUAUUAAAAAAUACAGUGAAGCACUUCCUGUGUUACCACAUGACAUCACAACGUGGAACAGGGCGUUUGCAGAGAAGAACAUAACCUGAAGGAUUUGUAAAUAAAACAAAACAUAAUUCCAAGUACGUUUUUUGGUAUAUAUAAAACAUUGUAACAAGGUAAAACAGUGUAAUAUGGGCCCUUUAAACACAUAUUGUUGAAAAUGUCAUAUAAAAGGUCAAAUAAAAAACUUAACUUCUGAAGUGUAUAAAAUAAUUCAGAAGAGGACAUUUUGUGUUACGUCAAGCUCAUAAUAAAACAAAAGUAAAGUGGA
Boleophthalmus pectinirostris (great blue-spotted mudskipper) is the source of this 3386-nucleotide messenger RNA. It is a transcript of the gene rabl2, whose product is annotated as RAB, member of RAS oncogene family-like 2. Bases 688 to 1326 code for a protein of 212 amino acids. The transcript is spliced from 8 exons. Gene Ontology annotation, molecular function: GTPase activity; GTP binding. Gene Ontology annotation, cellular component: endosome; Golgi apparatus. NCBI's taxonomy places the organism in Eukaryota, Metazoa, Chordata, Actinopteri, Gobiiformes, Gobiidae. The record is from RefSeq and is a predicted model, not a curated record.